This is a messenger RNA of Numida meleagris (helmeted guineafowl), 11999 nucleotides long. It is a transcript of the gene PRUNE2, whose product is annotated as prune homolog 2. Gene Ontology annotation, cellular component: cytoplasm. The transcript is spliced from 19 exons. The coding region runs from base 123 to 9164 and encodes 3013 amino acids. The record is from RefSeq and is a predicted model, not a curated record. Gene Ontology annotation, biological process: apoptotic process. Gene Ontology annotation, molecular function: pyrophosphatase activity. Lineage: Eukaryota; Metazoa; Chordata; Aves; Galliformes; Numididae.
AGACUUAUGAAAUAUUAAAGUAACUUGAACUUGGCAUAAAAUAUUAAAUUAACUUUGCCUUGGCUACAAACCGUUUGUUUGACAACAGAGAAGGAUAAUCAACUUAAAAAACCCUCAGACUGAUGGAGAACCGGAACAAACACCUGGAGAAAGUACACGUUGUUCUUGGAAGUAAAUCCUGUGAUUUGGACUCUCUUAUUUCUGCUGUGGCCUAUGCCUACUUUUUAGACAAGGUCAGUCCUCCUGAUGUUCUUUGCUUACCGGUCCUAAAUAUACCAAGAAGAGACUUCAGCUACUUCACAGAGACAAGGUUUAUAUUGGAGGAGCUAAAUAUCCCAGAGUCAUUCCAUAUCUUCCGAGAUGAAAUCAAUUUACAUCAGCUGAAUGCUGAAGGGAAGUUGUCGUUAACACUUACAAACAGCAACAUGCUGACAAGUGAGGAUAAAAGUUUGGAAUCAGCUGUUGUCAAAGUCAUCAAUCCAGAUGAGCAAUGUGAUGGCAGCCUGGAGUUACAAGCGUCUUCUUCCUCUUUAGUAGUAAAAGAGAUUCUUCAAGAAGCACCAGAGUUAAUCACUCAGCAACUGGCUUAUCUCCUCAGAGGAAGCAUUCUCUUCAAGUGCAUGUCUUCGGAGGCUGACAGAAUUACAGAGCAGCAGGAGAAAGUGCUGUCAGUUCUAGAGGAAAAGUUUCCAGACCUUCCCCCACGAGAGGAAAUCAUCUCUGUUCUCCAGGACACUCAGUUUAACCCCCAAGGUGUAAGCAUCGAGGAAGUUAUGCUGAAAGAUCUCAAGGAGAUUUCAGAUGGAGAAAUCAAGAUAGCAAUUAGCACUGUGCACAUGACAUUAGAGGACUGCGUGUUACACAGGAACCUCAUUGGUGAUCUGAAAGCAUUCAUAUAUAAAUAUGGCUUUGAUGUACUUGUCAUUUUGGCCAACCCUUUGCCAGAAGAGGAGCAAACAAAACAGCAAAUAGCAGUAUACUCGGAAAACUUAGAGCUAGGCAGUCAAAUUUGCUGCGAAUUAGAAGAGUGUCAAAAUCCUUGCUUGGAGCUGGAUCCACUGGAGUGUGAAUGUGACCAAAUUCUUAUUUAUCUUCAAGAAAAUUCUUUGGUGACCUGUGAUCAAAUUUUUCUUCUCAUUAAGGAAGUCAUGAAUAGAAGACAACCGGAAAUGGUAUCAAACAGUAGAACGUCUUCUACUGAAGCUGUUGCUGGGAGUGCACCACUUUCUCAAGGGUCUUCUGGUAUUAUGGAGUUAUAUGGCUCUGAUGUAGAACCGCAGCCCAGUUCUGUCAACUUUAUAGAAAAUCCUCAGGAUUUAAAUGGAUCCAUUCAAGCCCACGCUGAUCUUAAUGUAGACCUUGUGAGUCCAGACAGUGGCUUGGCUACCAUUAGAAGCAGCCGGUCUUCCAAAGAGAGCUCUGUUUUCCUUAGUGAUGACAGCCCUGUUGCAGAAGGUGCUGUUUCCCAUCAUAGUCUUCUGCCCGGCUUUGAUUCCUACAGCCCUAUUCCUGAAGGAGCAAUAGCAGAAGAACAAAAACCUCAAUCUAGAGAUAGCAGUGGUAACUUUGACCUUUUUAAUUUUGAUCUAGCACCAGUGGCUACAGCUCCAUCUGAAUCAUCUUCUCGUUCUGUUGACUGUUCUCCAGCAGAUGACUAUUUCCUUAAUAGUGAUUCAUCUGAAGGGCAACAACUUGCUGUGCAGAAAGAACAUGAUGAAGCAAACUUGCUAGAAAGUGAUUCAGCAAAUUAUUCAACUGACUUAGUUAUGACAGCAAAGAAGGAAGACGGUUUAGCUGAGUUUGAUGUGAAUACAGGAGAAAUGUUUGAGAAAACUUCAAGUUUGAUUAAUCUAGUUGAGGGUGAUACUUCCUCACCAGAAGUGUUGAAAUCUGCUGAUUCAAGAAUUCCACCAACUCCAAUGAACAGUCUUGUAGAAACUUCACCACUAGAUAAUGGGCAGCCUUUAUUUUUCCCACAAGAAGUCAUUAAAAAAAUAAAUGAAAUAGAUGACACAAAAUGUUCUCAGUCGCGUGUUAGAUAUGGAAGCUGGUGGGAUGGAUUUGACUUAGAGUCCCGAAAUGCUGAUACAUGGAGUUCAAGUGAACAGGAAUCUGUAUUUCAAAGCCCUGUCUUAUGGAACAAUUGUAAAACAAGCCCAUUGCUACGAGAACAUAUUGAUAGAAGAGCAUCAGAUUCUAUAUUCCUCCAAAAACAGCCUGAGCAAAUGGAAUACACAAGACCAGGUCUGUGGGAUAAUCAGUUUAAACAAGAUAAUCAGAAACAAGAGAAAAAAGAAGAAAACGGUGAACAUUUGUGUUUGCAAACUGCUUCUUUAGAGGAGGCAGAACAAGAACCAGAGAGUUCUACUGAUGCAUGGAAGAUCAGUCAGCCAGCACCUGUGAUGUCAGAUGCAUGGUGCUGUGGUGAAGGGAAGGGAGACUCUUAUGAUGUCUGGAUUAAACUUGAGGCAGAAAAUAUUGCUAGAUCCUCCAAAAAUGUGUGGAAUGUGCCCAGACUGGAUAAACAAAAAAUACCAGUGAAUGUUCCUGAGAAAUGGACCAUAACAAAACGCAGUUUAUCAGAUUCUUCAGAAUUUGUAGCAGACAAUGAGACUGAAAACCCGCCUACCCAGGUAUCUCCAGAAGCCUGGGAUAAAAAAAGAUGUUAUUCACUAGAAGAAUGUGGAUCAUCUGAAAACACAAAUUCUGAUAUCAACAAUAUGAAGAAUAACUCCACAUCGGAAACAGAGAAAAAAACUCUAUUUGACGACCCUAAGAACAGACUGACACAAUUUGAAAAUAUGGAGACCUGGAAUCUGUAUGGUAAAAACAUCAGGCAAGAAGUAACAGAAAUAGUGGUGCCCUGGGAUCAUAUCUUCUUGUAUAAACCUUCAGAUCUUAGCUCAUCAAAUAUAGGUGAAGACUUAGUUGUUUCUCCACUAGACACCAAUUACUCAACAUCUGAUUCUUAUAUAUCACCUACAUAUGUGGAAGAUGGAAGAGAAAAUGAGGACGAAGAUUUUGUCCAAGAAACAAUUACUGAUAAAUUGAUAAGCCCAAAUUUGGCUGAACCAAAAGCACUUGAGAAAGCAAAUAAUAAACCAUUAUCUCCUAAAAACAUGCCUUUUUCAAGACCCAAAGACUCAGACAUCUGGAGCACACCCUUAAAUAGUAGUGAUGCACAAUUACGAGAAAGAAAUUCUCACAGCACUGCUCUUUCUACCUCUGCUAAACUGUUACUUAAUUCAGAACGAGCUACAGAUCAGUAUUUUUCAACUGAGUUAUAUACCAAUGAAAAUACCUUUUCUUUAUCUGAAAACAGAAGAGUUACACCAGUAUACGAUCAAACAGUGAAUGACUUAUCACCACCACAGAAUGAAGUAAAUAGUGGACAAAGUUUAGCUGAAAAUAUAGGAACAGUGAGCAAUGCUCCUAUAGAAGACACAGACACAUCUACACCAACUUCAGAUGCUGGAAAUAGUUUGGAUCUGAAUUUAUAUGAUUUAGGAAGUGAGACACUGAGUGAGGAGGCAGCACAAAACACUCCAGAUGUUGAUGAAAAGCUGAGUAGUCAGCAUUUAGAGCAACAUCUUAAUUCAUGGAAUUUACGAACUGAGCAGGGUUGUGAGGAAGGCUGGGACAAUGCCAUUGUCGUCUCUCAGGAAGGAGAAGAGGAAUAUAAGAUAACAGAUGAGACAAAUGGAAAACAAACUAUUACUGACACUUGCAACAAACUAGCAGAAGACAGCAAUGAGCUUUUAUGUAACACAAAUUCAGAAGAUAACAGGUCGAAAUCUGAGUUUUCUAGAUCCCUGGAAAAAAUGAGGAAUUGUUUUAGUUUGGAAGCCUUAGUCACAGAUAAUGAGCCAUUUUCCAAACAGAGUAAUCUAGUCAGUCAGGAGGAGAGGAAAGAAUUGUCAGAGAAUGAUGCCGAGUCUUCUUCAAGUGCUUCUGAGGAAGACAGAAAUUGUGAAUCUCUUGAUGACUCCAGACCACAAAGUUACAGUUACAGUGAAACAUCACAGCUGCUUGCUGAGAAAGCUGAAAAGGAAACUACAGUGAUAGAGGAUGCAAGAAGUCCUGAGAUGGAAAGUAUCUUUGAAAAUAGUUCUUCUAAAAUGCCUGUAAACUCAGAUGUCUGGAAUAAUUCUGGAAAGAAUGACUCCAGUUGUCACUUAUCUGUGUCAAUUCCUCUGAUGAAUGAACCACCAGAGACACUGGGAGAAGUAAUAGAGGGCUCAGAUAAAGUGAUUCCUAACCAUCCACACAUCAGUAAUUCUGAGUUACUAUCUUCUGAAAAUAGCUCAGAACUAAGCAGCACUCAUGAAAAGUUUUUCAUAGAUGAGUCUCCACAGACUAAGCUUAAGAAGAGUCCUUCUGCUGGUUAUGUCAGUGUUCCUGACAUCACAGAUAUGUCUAUGAUAGCUAAUUCAUUUUUACAUUAUAUAACUUCAGGGAGAAAUGAAAAUUCUGAAAAUUUAGAAUCUCCUGAUAAACUUUGCAGAGAACUAUGUGUAAAACGUAAUAACAGUUUUCCUGAGACUGCUUGGAAUUUACAGCAACAUGAGGAUUUGAAAUCUCCGGGAGCAAGUCCUGAAGCAAGUGAAGUCCAUGAAAUGGCAACCACCACAAGCAGUUUUUCAAAGGAUAUACAGAUCAGAAGUUAUUUGGAAGGAGAUAAUGUGUGGAGUGAUUCAAUAAAUGAUUAUACACACUCAAGUGGAACAAGCCCUGAUUUAAGUGAUGCAUCAGUGAAUGUGUGGGGAGACCUUCCAGUUGAUAGUAAUCACAAAGAAGGUAGAGCUAUGUGGGAUAUUAAAAAUGAUAAAAAUCUUAAGGAGGCUUGCAAAAUAAAAGAAUUUGGGAAUAAAUACCAAGAACGAUUUGAAACAAGCCCAGAACAGAAUAAGGUUCUUAAAAGCUUAGAUUUUUGGAAUGCUCAUGUAGAUGAUGAUACUGUAUCUUCUUUAUCAAGUCCUGAAGUAAAUGAGGAUUCAGAGAAUUCAGAGGCAUGUCCAGAAGAACUGAAUGAAGAUUCCACAUAUGAAAACAAAGUGCACAAAUUAUCUGAAGUUGGAGCAGAUUAUGCAAAAUCCAAUGCAACAAGUCCUGAAACAAAUGAAGACAAUUUGGAUGCAAAAAAUGACGUGGCAGAAGAGAUCUGUGUAGAUAUCUUAAAUGAAUAUCCUGAAACAAUUAAAGCUCAGAAUGUAUCACAGGAGGACUUUACCAUAAUGGAGCAUAAUGAGACUUCAGAACAUUUAGAUCAGUGGGAAGCACUUCAGAAUAAGGCUCAAGUGAGUCUUCGCAGUGAAAAAAUGGGUAGCACAGAAGAUUCAUAUUUGUGUCAAAUGAAUGAAGAUGCAACAGUGACUUCUGUUGGUGGUCAUAAAGAAGAGUACUCUGCAGGAAGUGGUAUGUGGAGUUUGUCAUUGCAAGCUGAUUUAGGAACUGAUCAGAAAUCCAAUGUAGGAACAUUUGAUUUUCCAUAUGGCAGUUCAGGAUGGUGGAAUCCACAAACAUGUGAAGAAAACCUGAUGGAAGAUGAGUAUUCUAUUUCAAGUCACUCUGUAACAAAUCAGGUAACAAACAAUAAGGAGAAGUCCUGUGGAUCACCUGCACAAAGUGAAGAACUAACAGAAGCACAUUCCACUGAGCCAAAUAAUGAUGGAAGUCAGCCUCUCCACCUGUACUAUGAUGCAGAAGAAAAUGAAAAGCUAUUAUAUCCUAUGAAUAUUUCUGAUAGUCAAAUAAAUGAAGACACUUUGGAGUUCAAACAAUAUGAUCCUUCAGUACUAGAUAAAGAAGAGAGGGGCUUGAAAGAGCAGUUUUUCCCUAUGAGUGAGAGUAAUCAACUGACAUCACAGAAUCCUUUUUCAGAUGAUCAACAAGAUAUGUCAAAUACAGCAGAUCAAAAAAACACAGUACUUGAUCUACCAGAAGGGCAUGAGGGAAAUGCAAGUCUCAUCCUUCAAGAACAACAGCUAGACACAUGUGAAACAUUAGAAGUGCACAACCAUCUGCCAGGUGCUUUCACUGUAGAAGACUUAUCUUUUGAAAUGACUGAGAAGUCAAGUCCAAUGUGGAAUAUAUUGAUUCCCCAAACUGCAGUUAUCCCAGAUAUUUUACAAGAUAACACAAAAGAAAGUAAUCAUUUAUUUUCAGUGGAACCUGACCUGUGGACUAGUGCUGAAGAGUUUGUCACUUUGAAAUCAGUUAGUGAAAAUCCUUAUAUAUUAAAUCAUUGUGAGCAAGACAAUAGUUCUGAGGCAUCAUACAGUCCAGAUGUGUGCCAAGAGUAUGAAGUUAAGCAUGCUUCUAUCCCAUCUUCUCAGAUUAGUGUGGAACCUGAAGGACGAGAUAGUCAGAUGACUCACAGACAGUCAAAUAUGAGUAAAGAGACAGAUUCUGAUACAAAAAGGCAGUUAAUAAUGCAGAAGAUAGAGGCAGAAUCUGAAAGUAAUAGUCUCCAAGACUAUGAUCAGGGAAAGGCUGAUGAAUCCUAUCAGCUUAUCUCUUCUAAUUCUCCAGAGCCUCUUGAAUUUGCGAUUUUGGAAUGUGGUCUAGAAAAUAAACCUGUUCUCAAGACAGCAGAAUCUGUCAAAGUCCUCAGUGAAGUUUUUGGAGUGGCAUCAUUAGAUCUGAAAGACUCAUUCCAUGAAAGUUAUACUCCUGCAAGUUAUCAAGGAACACCAACAGAUUCAUCUCCAAUAGUGACCUUCCAAACAGAUUUGGUUCCCAUGAAUUUAACUCUACCUGAUAGAGCAGAGCAAAAUUUGAAAGAAAUUAGUGCCUUGGCUGAAGCUGGAAAAUAUUCUGAUACUGGCCAUGGAACAAUAACUGGUGAUGAGCUAGACACACCAGGAGAGUGUUUGGAUGAAUCUGAGAAGGGUUUGGAAUGUAACAUCUGUAACACAUCAGUCACUAGUAGCCCAGUGAGCACAUGUGGUGAAAUUAAUAUACUGGAAAUAGUGGGCAGUGAAGCAGCAGAAAGGGAAUCAAACAAUACACAGAUAUUCUUUCCCAAAUCCUUUCUUCCUGGUGAUAAUGAAGGCUAUGAAUCUAAUUCAAGUGAUCAACUGAACAUGAUGAAAGAAUAUGAAGACAUAAUUGAGAAAGAUGUUCCUGUGUUUAAGGAAAUGCCCAGUGACCAGUCACCAGUGAUGUAUACUCCACCAUUCCAUGUGUCUUUUGAUGCUGAACCCUCUAGCAGCACAUGUACAAUGGAUGAACUCUUGUUAAAGCAGCCAUUUCGUAACAGUGUUUCUUUGGAAAAGCAUUUACCACUGCUAACUCCUUUGGAAGUUGAUGAAGGCAUCCUAAUGACCGAAGAAAAGAGCAUCGAAGAUCGGGGGUCUGACACUUCACCAGACAUCCUUCAGAAGAAUCACGUGUCAGUACCUUUGCUCUUAGAGUCUCAAGUAGCUCUAGAAAUUUCUGAAGUUUUGAAAGAGAAAUCUGAAGCAGAAGCAACUGAUCUCGACUCACCGCCAGGUGGAGAUAAAAGAUCACCUGCUGAAGCUGGCACUACUUCCCUGCUUAGAAGGGAGAAUAAGCCAAGAAAUUCUUCUGAGAGCCCUGAACUGGAAAGUACAGAGAGUAAGGAGGAUAUGAGGAUGCAGGUGCAUAGAGAUCCGACUUUGGUGGAAAUGGAUUACUUCCUUGUUACCGAGGAAGAAAAUAUACCUUCAGCAAGGGAAAGUGAUUUUGUGUUUCAGGAGGCUGAUGUACCUGAACAAACAGAAUCUAAUGAAGGCUUUUCACCAGGCUCAUUGGAUACCUUUCAGUCAAUCUCCAUAAUAAACGAAAGGGAAGACCAGUCUUCUUGUGGGGCUGAAUGGGACUUAGAUGAGAAAAACUCUUCUGUUGUGCCUCAAAAACUGGAAGAUGAAAGGGAAUCGGAAGAAAGAUUUGGGCAAGAUGAGGGUUGGAUUAUAUUGGGCCAAAAUGAAGUCAGUGAUGUAUCAUCCGUGGAAAUUUCUGCUGAGUCAGAGGUGCCAAAAUUUGAGUCUGGACAUCCUGGCAAAGUACCAGAAACCGCUGUAAUGCAGCAAUUGACUGUUGACACUCAGGCAGAAUUUCAGGUGGAUGAUGGUAAUGGUGCAUGGGAAACAAAUUCUCAACAGAAGCUUGGGAAUAACACAGCAAAAGAACAAGAACUGAAAGAAGAGGCAGUGCUUCUCAGCAGUGAAAGAAAACUGAGUGAGAAAUCAGGGUUGAUACAAGAUAAUGUGGGAAUGGAUAUCCCCUUUGCUGAGGGUGUAUUAAGCCCCAGUUCUGCAGAGAUGAGGCCUGAACCUCCCAAUUCUCUUGAUCUUAAUGGUACCCAUCGCAGAAGGAUAAAGCUCACUGCUCCAAAUAUCAACCUUUCUUUGGAUGAGAGUGAAGGUUCUAUACUUUCUGAUGAUAAUUUGGAUACACCAGAUGAAAUCGACAUCAACGUAGAUGACCUUGACACUCCUGAUGAAGCAGACUCUUUUGAAUACACUCGACAAGAAGAGCGGAAUGCUGCUAAGGAUGCUUCCCAAGAGGAGUCUGAAUCAAUUCCAGAGUACACUGCUGAGGAGGAGCGAGAAGACAACAGGUUAUGGAGAACAGUGGUUAUAGGGGAACAAGAACAAAGAAUUGAUAUGAAAGUCAUUGAACCUUACAAAAAGGUUAUUUCGCAUGGAGGGUACUAUGGUGAUGGUCUGAAUGCUAUCAUUGUGUUUGCUGCAUGCUUCUUGCCAGACAGCAGCCGAACUGAUUACAACUAUGUCAUGGAAAAUCUUUUCCUGUAUGUAAUCAGUACCUUAGAGCUGAUGGUAGCUGAAGACUAUAUGAUUGUAUACUUGAACGGAGCUACACCAAGAAGGAGGAUGCCUGGACUGGGUUGGAUGAAAAAGUGUUACCAGAUGAUUGAUCGUCGAUUAAGGAAGAAUUUGAAAUCGUUCAUAAUUGUCCAUCCAUCAUGGUUUAUCAGGACAAUUCUGGCUGUGACACGACCUUUUAUAAGCUCUAAGUUCAGCAGUAAGAUACAGUAUGUCAACACAUUGGCAGAGCUUCGUGAGAUGAUUCCAAUGGAAUAUGUGCACAUACCAGACAGUAUUGUCAAAACUAGCUGCCUCUCAAAUGAUCCAGAAAUGACUUCAGUGGAGCAGGAGCUUGACAUGGCCCUGAAAUAAAAAGCAUCACUGGCAGAUGUUUGAAGAAGAGGACUUUCAUCAUUCAGACAACCGUGAUCAUGUUGUACAAUAGGCAAUUUGAUUCAUUUUGUUUGUGGUAUAAUUUUUCGGUGCCAUUUAGCAAUCCAAGAAGACCAAACAGGCCCAUCUUGUUGCCACGGAAACAAGAGAAAUUAGGACCUGGCUAUUUUUUUAUUUUCAGAAAUAGAGUUUUUGUUAGAAAAGCUGUAAUACCUAGCAUUGGUUUCUGUAAGUGUAUGCAAAUUCCGUUUAAGAUUAUACGAUUUUGCAAACAGUAUGCCUCAUGAAUGAGUCAAUGAGGAUUCAGAUUUUUAUUUAAUUUUUGUCUUCAGCAUAGAACUGUUUCUGCAUAACAGAACAAAAUAGAUAUUAUUACAAUAAAUAUUAGUGUAGUUGUUUCACACAGCAGCAGCAACCUUACUGUUCAGAAGUAUUUCUAGAAAUGAUGCAGGACUUCAGUGAAUGUGUUUUUUUCUUGCUGCAUGAAAAGUUCUUCCAUGUUCUUUUAAACCUAAUGACUUUUUAUUUGGCCACAGGAAAGCCUGAUACGCUAAAAAAUAAGUGAUAGAAGAUACUUCCCGGAUCAAAAAGUUACUAAUAAAAAUUAGUUUUAAUAAUUUAGUUCAGUGUCAUUAUUUUAAGGAUAGGUUUUACAGAAGCAGUGAAUCCUUUAAAAGUUUAUCAAAUAAUCUAAAAUCCUUGAAACAUUAUUUUAUUAUUGUUGUUUUUUAAAGCCUGUUUUUCCAGAACGUUUUUAAGUAGUGAGUCUCCAAAUGGCAUCCUGACUGAAAUCACAAAGCUGUUAAUGCUAUGAAUACAGAACAAUUACUUAGUACUUCUCACAAUCAUUUGUUAGGAAGAGAUGUCAAAAUAUUAUUUGAAGUGUAUCUAGUACCAAAAUAUGUAUUGCAAUGCCAUUUGUUGUCUGUAACACCAGUAUAAACAUGAAAAAGAAAAAGACCCAAGCAUUUCAUCUUUUGCUGCUGUCCUGCAUACUGAUAUUAAAUAAAUACACUGCAUUAAGUUCUGACAUUCAAAUGGAAAGCAACUGCAGUGUCUCAGACUAUUCUUCUGCAAGAGUACAAACCGAUACUUGAGACUGCUUGUCUGCUUUUAAGUCAAGAGUCAAGAGUGUGACUGAUGCUUUCUUGUUCCCAAAUGGACAUAUGCAUGCACUUGCCAAACCUCCUAACUCAAUUUCCUUUUGAGAUUAAAAGUAGUUGUUUAUAAUAAGACUUUUUAUAUGGGCAGAUAGUGAUAGGAUAUAGGGGAAUAGUUCUAAACUAGAAGAGUGGACAUAUAGGUUAGAUGUUAGGUGGAAAUUUUUUCCUCAGAGAAUGGUGAGGUGCUGGCACAGGCUGCCCAGAGAAGCUGUGGAUGCCCCAUCCCUGGAGGUGCUCAAGGUGAGGCUGGAUGGGGCCCUGGGCAGCCUGAUCUGGUGGGUGUCAGCCCUGCCCACAGGAGGGAGUUGGAACUGAAUGAUCUUUAAGAUCCCUUCCAUUCUAUGACUGUAUGUUCUAAUGGAAGUAGCAGAAUUAUGUACUCCUGAGAUACUAUUCUCAUCUUCAAGAGAUAUUAAUGUGCCCAAGAAUUAUAUCUUCUAUUUGCGAAAAGGUAGUCUGCAGGGAAGGGAGCAGGCAUCCAUCGUUGUGUCUAGAGUUGUUCAGCUGUUGUAACAGGGACUAAAUUGUCAAAAAGGCCGGAAGUUGCCAAGUGCUUACUUAUCUGCCAGCAACUAAACUGAAGUAUCUGUGCAUCUACAGUCCUUCUCAGUACUGACAGGCCACCGCCUGUACAUCAUGUUCUGUCAUUCUAGGUAGCCUGUUUUAUCACUUCCUUCUGUCAGUUCCCUCUUAACUUUCACAUUUAAGGAAGGGGCAGAUCCUGCUGACUGUUGUUGCUGCUCUAUAUCCUGAUCUUAUCAUCUUUAGGAUCUGAUAGGUUUCACAGUUUCUCAGAUAUUUGAAUCUUGGCUUGUGUCUGCCUUAUAAGUGCUGUCACUUAGAAUAUUGGGGAUAAUGCUUUAUGUACAAAUUAAUAUUUGUAUUACCUUCCAGAUGCUAAUUAAGCUUGAUCUAGAUCUGAAAAGCAUUUUAUAGCUUGAAGACACAUCUUCUGUAAACUUGUAGUUCAAGCAGUUGACUUGUAUUAGGCUGUAGAUGAGAGAAGUGCUUCUCUUUGCCAGAAGAGAAUUCACCACAAAGCAGAGGUUCAGCACAAAUCUUCAUGUCUUUGACACAUAAAAGACAUGUGGGAGGUUACACCCCAUUUUAUGGUGGAUGUCAACUCAGAGGUGAAUUUCAAUCUAAAGGCUUUGUGUAAAAUCACUAAACAGCAAAGUUAUGUGUGAAUUAAUUUGAUUAACGGUGGUAGACUAAUAAUGACAACCUGAGGUGGUAGAAUUUUGUUUAGGCCAAAUGUCAAAUUAUCAAUGUGAUGGUGCAUAAAUGAUUGCAAGAAUGAGAUGUGGUUAUCUCUGCUCAUUAAUAUAUUUUAAAAAGUUUUUUUUUAAUGUUACAAUAUGGCAAUUAUAUAUUAACAAUAAUAUAACAAUAUUAAUAAAUUGGUAGUUUGUUGAAAAAGAAAUAUAGUACAUGUAAUUGCACAGAUAUAAUCUUUUAUAUACAGAUUUUUUCUACUGUGUAUGAGAGUGCUCACAUCAAGUAUAAAUUAAUAGUUGCAACUUUCUUCUUUUUUGGUUAAAAGACCUAUGCUGUCUUCAAUUAUAGAUUAAGCAAUACAAGGAUAUCUGAUAUCAUUGUAUGCAUAUAUUUAUGUGAAUCAAAAAUAAAGAAAUGCAAUCUGCCACUGGAA